Messenger RNA from Trichogramma pretiosum, 976 nucleotides. RefSeq lists its product as uncharacterized. The record is from RefSeq and is a predicted model, not a curated record. Gene Ontology annotation, molecular function: G protein-coupled receptor activity. NCBI's taxonomy places the organism in Eukaryota, Metazoa, Arthropoda, Insecta, Hymenoptera, Trichogrammatidae. The transcript is spliced from 3 exons. The coding region runs from base 141 to 947 and encodes 268 amino acids.
UUCUCAGUCCUCCGAGCGAAUCGAGAGACGCCAUGACUCGUCGAGAUAUGUGGCUCGCGCUCCUGCUUCUCUCGAGAGAACUGUGAUAUUUUUGUUACUACCAUGUUGCUUUAUCGAAGAUUAAUUUUUUAUUCUGUGAGAUGCAAUUAGUACGUUUCAGACAGGUAAAAAAAAUGAAUACUGCGUAUCAACGAAUUGCCCUCGUCCUCUUGAUAUUUAAUCUCACUGAGGUGACACUCGGUCAAGCGAAGAAGCGAACACCUCUGAAGGACAUCAAGCCUUACAGGCCCAACGUCGAGUGCGACGAUCCGAACAAGCCGUGCGAUGUUUUCAUGUCCGUGGACCUGGCCAACGGCACGAGAAACAAGGACGGCUCGGUCAGCAUCGGCGGCGUGACCAUCCCAGCCACCCUUCAGUUUCGCUACUACGGCCAGGAUCGGGGCUGCCCCUGCGGUCUGAAAAAGUGCAUCAGACUCUGCUGUCCGCGGGGCCUGGUGGCCGACGGCGACUGCCGUCCACCCAGCAGCGGUUCAGCGGCUAAUCCGCGGAAUUUCUUCGACGAGCUGCCCGACGGCCUGCUGUCGCCCAAGAUCAAGAGCUUGGACGACGAUUUUUACGUCAUCCACGAGAUGGACUGCUCGACGCAGCCCAGCGUCGAUCUGUUCGUGACAGGACCGAACAGAUUCGCGGGCGAGAACUUCACCGUCACGGAGGACGGCGAGCUGAUCGUGGAGAGCUACUACACGUCAGCUGCGGACAGGAAGAAGAGAUCGGCCAGCUACGGUCCCGAGAGAUACUGCAUCGGUUGGUCGGAAAAGUAUCAGGGGGUCAAAGUCCAGACUUGCAGAAGUCGCGAGGAGGUGCGGCAGGCCGAGGAGGCCGGACAGAAGCUCAAAUUUCAGAAGAGGGACGGCAUGCAGAAGAAGAGUAAAAAGAGAGAAAAUUGAAAAAUUAUAAAUUAUUUUACUUUUAGUUA